AUGUCUUAUAUCCUGCAACUAGAAUCACUACAAAUUGCACCACUGCACUCCAGCCUGGGCAACAGAGCAAGACUCUGUCUCAAAAAUAUAUAUAUAUUUAUAUCAAAAUAUUUCAUUUUGGUUUUUCCUGCCAUCUUGGAUCCUGCUGGGAACAAGACUUCUAAAAGAAAAUAUGUCUGGAAGCUGUGGUCCAAGGCCGUUUUUGCUGGCUAUAAGCAGGGUCUCCGGAACCAAAGAGAGCACACAACUUUCCUUAAAAUUGACGGUGUUUAUGCCCGAGAUGAAACAGAAUUCUAUUUGGGCAAGAGAUGUGCUUAUGUAUACAAAGCAAAGAACAACAAAGUGACUCCUGGCGGCAAACCAAACAAAACCAGAGUAAUCUGGGGAAAGGUAACUCUGGCCCACAGAAACAGUGGCAUGGCUUGUGCCAAAUUCCGAAGCAAUCUUCCUGCUAAGGCUAUUGGACACAGAAUCCAAGUGAUGCUGUACCCUCAUGCUGUACCCCUCAAGGAUUUAAACUAAUGAAAAGUCAAUAAAUAAAAGUAGAUUUAUGCUCUUGUAAAAAAGCAUUUCAGGCCGGGC
Molecule: messenger RNA, 582 nt
Organism: Pan troglodytes (chimpanzee)
Lineage: Eukaryota; Metazoa; Chordata; Mammalia; Primates; Hominidae
Product: large ribosomal subunit protein eL33-like
Exons: 2
Coding region: 1-522 (173 amino acids)
Biological process (GO): translation
Cellular component (GO): ribosome
Molecular function (GO): structural constituent of ribosome
Source: RefSeq, a predicted model, not a curated record